AUGCUGCGUGACGUGAACGACAUCCGUGCAAAGGUCGAAGAAGAUAUCCAGUACAUGGAACGGGCAGUAAGUCAAGGGACAGCGCCAACGGAUAUCACCGAUACAAAGGACAGUCGGGCACUUUCCGCUGCAUUCGAUAAACUCUAUUACGAACUCACUGCCUUUUCUGAUGUACAUCAUUUUACGCUGGGACGAGUCCAGGAUCGAUCAUUGGCUCCGAACACGGACCCAAAUAACAGUAUUGCAAACCUGUCUCACUAUCAAUUACCAAAACGCAAGUUCCCUACGUUCUCUGGUGCAAUCACGGAAUGGCAGGGAUUCGACGACAUUUUCAACUCAAUCAUGUCCUACAUGGCAGAUCUUCCGGACGUGGAGAAAUUUGAAUUUCUAAAAACAUCUCUCGAAGGUGAAGCGUUAUCACUUGUUGUUCACCUUCCACUGACCGCCGCCAACUACUCCAGUGCAUGGGGUUUAUUACGUGUCCGAUAUGGGAAUAAGCGAGAUUUGGCCAGAGUCCAUCUUGAAGCUCUUCUAGCUCCGCACUCUGUGCUAUCUAACGAUGCAGGUUCCAUAAAAUCUCUCAUCCAGUCAAUUCUGGAACAUACAGCUGCAUUGGACAACCUGGGUCUAACCACUCGGCUAUGGAGUCCUAUCUUGAUCUAUAUUUUCGAAAAAUAUUUGGAUUACGACCUCCGUGCUCGGUGGGAAAUGAUUCUCGGUGAACGGCAUCAACCACAGAUUUCUGAAUUCGUCGAGUUCUUGCGUUCUCACGUGCGGUUCGCCGAAGCUCGGCCAGGGCUUUAUUCUGCAGUGAUCCAAGGUUCUACUGGUCAAUUCCAAUCCUCUGCAAAAUCGAAAUCCACCCAAUGUCAGCGUCCUACAUCUUCAUCAAAAGUACUGAUUGCAACCACUCACCAGUCUGCCACUCCGUCAAAACCUUGUCCAUUAUGUAAACAGACCCAUGCAAUACGUCAGUGCCAAAUAUUUACGAACCAAAGCCCAACAUUUCUCGAAUAA
This is a messenger RNA of Sipha flava (yellow sugarcane aphid), 1017 nucleotides long. RefSeq lists its product as uncharacterized. Lineage: Eukaryota; Metazoa; Arthropoda; Insecta; Hemiptera; Aphididae. The transcript has a single exon. The coding region runs from base 1 to 1017 and encodes 338 amino acids. The record is from RefSeq and is a predicted model, not a curated record.